This is a messenger RNA of Harpegnathos saltator (Jerdon's jumping ant), 1158 nucleotides long. Its product is annotated as rhomboid-related protein 4. Gene Ontology annotation, cellular component: membrane. The transcript is spliced from 3 exons. The record is from RefSeq and is a predicted model, not a curated record. NCBI's taxonomy places the organism in Eukaryota, Metazoa, Arthropoda, Insecta, Hymenoptera, Formicidae. Bases 329 to 1072 code for a protein of 247 amino acids. Gene Ontology annotation, molecular function: serine-type endopeptidase activity.
UGUCACACUUUUCACAUUUAGAAUAAGAUAGAUGCAUAUCUGAGUGCUAGAAAAAGUAAGAGCACGAAGAAAUCGAGUGUGAAAAGUUCAAACAAUGUGAACAGACCUACAAUCAUCUCGGGAAACAUACGUGUUCUCUAGCAAAUGAUGACAGUGGGAAAUGAUGAAUGUCACGAGUAUAAACCUAGGAAAUGUAACACAACGUUGUGGAAGAGAAACAUUCAAAUCGAAAUAUAAAUAAAAUUAUUCAAGUGUAGGAUUACAUAGUAGAGUUUAAUUUCAUUCGUUACCUAUUUGACAUUUUGAAGAUAGUCACAAGUAUUGCAUUAUGAGACCUGGUGAGAGACGACAACAAGGUCUGCAAUACGGCAUUUAUUUGCUGUUUACGCAGACUAUAAAUAUUGGCAUUGACAGAAUACCACCUGCUACUCUGAUUGGAGUUAUCUCACAGACUUUGUUGUAUAUUGGACUAAUUAAAGUACCAUGGAAUGCUGAAGAAGUAUGCAUAUCGGCUGUAAAGAUAUUUAAAUACAAAAACUGGCGAUCAUUUUUCUUUUCAAACUUUGAACAUGGAUCUGAUAUGCAUUUAUAUUAUAAUAUGAUUUCUUUCAUUCUAAAAGGCUCCUACUUAGAACCUAUCUAUGGAACAAUGAACUUUGUGCUUUUACUUUUUAUAUUGUCAACUGGAUGUAGUGCUAUGUAUGUAUCCUUAGGAUAUAUACUGAUGCAAUUAACAGGAGAUUAUGGAUAUUAUACAACUUGUGCUAUCGGCUUCUCAGCAACAUUAUUUGCAUUGAAAGUGAUUGCUCUAUGCGAAGAACGUGAUAGAUUACAUAACAUCAAUGGAUUCCAAGUACAGAGUAAAUUAGCUGUAUGGGUUGAACUAAUUCUAAUACACCUGCUAGUUCCAAAUGCUUCCUUUGUGGGUCAUUUGGGAGGAAUUUUAGUUGGAUGCUUAUAUUCUUAUACAUUUGUUGGAGAAAUUAUUGAUAACAUGAUACACACAAUAACUGGCAAACCUAUCAUACAUGAAGAACAAUUUUACAGAAGAAGGAAUACACUAUUCACAUAACAUGUAUAUAUUUUAUAACAAAUCUUUAUUAAAUUUCUUGUACUUACUUUUGUAUCAUAUAACAAAUACAAUCUUGAUAACUUAAA